Messenger RNA from Linum tenue, 1377 nucleotides. NCBI's taxonomy places the organism in Eukaryota, Viridiplantae, Streptophyta, Magnoliopsida, Malpighiales, Linaceae. The record is from the annotation of a GenBank genome assembly.
AUGCGUGCUUAUGGAAUUGAAUUCAAAGAAGGGCCUGAUGGUUUUGGAGUUUAUGCUUCCAAAGAUGUGCAACCCCUUCGUCGACCCAGGAUGAUCAUGAAAAUCCCUCUAGAGCUGAUGCUCACAGUUAGCAAGAAGCAACCCUGGAUGUUCUUCCCUGAUAUAAUAAUACCGGUUGGUCAUCCAAUAUUCGAUAUUAUCAACUCAACCAAUCCAGAGACAGAUUGGGACCUGAGGCUGGCGUGUCUGCUUUUGUAUUCGUUUGAUUGUAAAGAUAACUUCUGGCAGCUUUACGACGACUUCUUACCUAGUAAAGAAGAGUGCACCAAUUUACUUCUUGCUACUGAGGAUGAUCUUUUGGAGCUGCAGGACGAGGAUCUUGCAUCAGCUAUGAGAAAACAGCAAUCUCGAGCUUUUGAAUUUUGGGAAAAGAACUGGCAUAGUGGCGUUCCACUCAAGAUAAAGCGUCUUGCCCGUGAACCCGAGAGAUUCUUUUGGGCACUUGGCAUAGCCCAAUCACGAUGCAUUAACAUUCAAAUGAGGGUUGGCGCUCUAGUUCAAGAUGCAAAUAUGCUUGUACCUUAUGCUGAUAUGUUAAACCAUUCACCAGAGCCCAACUGCUUCUUCCAUUGGCGAUUCAAAGAUCGAAUGCUGGAAGUGAUGAUAAAUGCAGGGCAAGAAAUCAGAAAAGGAGAGGAGAUGACUGUUAACUACAUGCCACAGCAGAAGAAUAACAUGUUCAUGGAAAGAUACGACUUCUCAUCACCGGUGAAUCCUUGGGAUGAGAUUCAGUUCUCUGGCAAUGCUCGAAUUCAUUUGGAUUCCUUUUUGUCCAUCUUCAACAUAUAAGGGCUUGCUGAUGAAUACUAUCACAACGAUGAGCUAUCUGGAAGUGAGGGGAGUUUCGUGGAUGGAGCAGUCUUAGCAGCAGCAAGAACACUGCCCACUUGGUCAGACGGAGAUCUGCCCCCCGUUCCCAGCUCAGAAAGGAGAGCUUUCAAGGAAUUGCAAGAAGAAUGCCGUCAGAUGCUUGCUAAAUACCCCACUACAUCCGAGCAAGAUCAGAAGAUGCUAGAUUCAAUGUCAGAACCCAGGAGAACGCUCGAAGCCGCAAUCAAGUAUCGACUGCACCGGAAACUGUUCAUCAAGAAGGUCAUCCAGGCUCUUGACAUGUAUCAGGAUCGCUUGUUAUUUUAGUUUAGAUGGAUUGGAUCCAGUUUUUACUUGCAUAAAACUUUUGGCACGUUUGUGUAGAAAUAUUUGACCUCUGCUCUCCCCGAUUCCAGAGUAGAGCCACCAAGUUGUAUCUGAUCAAGGGUUUAACCGAUUCAAUCAGAAGAACCGCAAUUUGCUUGGUUCUUGCUUUUGUUUAUCAAA